CUUGAUUUCUUACGGUUACGUCGAGGUAUAAGUCAAGCGUCAACCCAUCCCCAUUGCCACUGGAUCUCUCAUCAUCAUUCAUUUUAAUUCCUUCAUCAUGCAGCAAGAUUGGCUCACUACCAGAGAAGUGCACGUGGCCACUGAGCGUCGACUGAAGUACCAAGGUACCGCCAGGGUCAGACUUGAGGAAAUAGAAUUCAAUCCACCACUGUCUAUAGGUUUGGAGCAACAGAAAAUAGAUAAACUCAAACAGAUUUGGAAGGAAGACGGCUGCCGGAGGCUAGAUGUCGAGAAUUAUAUCCCGGCCCUGGCCUCCAGCGAAGCCAUCUCUCAAGCAUUAGCCAGAAUUGGGAUGACCCCCGAAUGGUUCAAGAACAAUCGAACCGACCAUUUACCUUCAAUGACAUUCGAUCCUAACCAAAUCAAGGGUCUUCAUGGACGUCAUCGGAUUUAUGCGGCCGCUGAUUUUCUGGCUCCAACCGACAAGUGGUGGGUCGUGGAUAUCUAUCUGGAUGUAGAUGUUGACGAUGCUCUAAGGGACCACCUAGUUGAAGAGUACGAUCUUAACCGAGAACAUACAGAUGGGUAUAUCUAUCGCAAAAUCCGUCAAUUUGACGAUGACCAUUAUAUUGGGACAAGGUGGAAGGCCCAUUUAUCAUCAUCUAAUCGCCAACGCUGGGAGCAAAUUGUCAAUAACAACUGGCUUCGAAAAGCCUUCGACGAGCUACUGGAUAUCCCAGGUCUCUGGAUAGACGGGAUGAGGCUGAGUAUGGUACAUAGACUAGUCGCAAUCAGUUGCCCGGAGGAGAUUCGUGCUUACUUGAACCAUGUCCAUCGCUUCUGGUCUUCACUGGUUAAUGAUGACACAGACGCAAAGAAAUGUAUCGAUCAGAAAACAAUCAAGAAGCUUGAAUUACUCGCGCCCGGCACAUCUCCCGAUGAUGCUAAGUCAGCACAACAAGUGAUUUUGACUGGUCAAGUAUUUCCCGAUCUCGACGAAGACAGGAGGACAGAAAUUUGGGACCGACUCAAGGGAUUCAAAGGUCUCAUACCUUCACUGCGCACAUUUUUUGAGGAUUUUAAGUACCUGGAAAGUUGUGCCUACUGCCUCAAGCGACUCGUAGGUCCAUCUGAGGUAUCCAUUCAUCAAGCAUUGAAACAAAUAUUCAUUGUGGCUUCGGAUACUACAAACGAUUAUCUUAUUCAAAUUGCCGAGUACGAGUAUCGGAAAGUGCACAUGGUGAGUGCUCAGCAAUUCAAUUUCGGAUACUGCCAGCUCUGGCUGUAUGCUAUGAGACAUUACCCUUUGAUGCCGCCCGAUCCGAAGAAACAGAACCAUCAUUUAGCCAAACCAAAACUUGCUCCAGCCGACCAGCACGCCAUCUAUAACAUGGCUCAGCUUGCCCAUCAGUUGGGUUUCAGAUCGACCGAGAUUAACACAAUAAUUAAUGCCUCCCCGGACCAUCAAAUCGCGCGCACCGCAUUACUUCAAGCUCGGAAACCUGACCGGUAUCGUUACGAUGCUGACACUUUUGAGACCCUGAUUGAUCGGCUUGUGGAAUGUUUUGCGACCGCUAGACCUGCUUGCGAGACUGCAACACAACCUACUUUAAGCAAGCCCGUAAAAGCCCAAGCUCGCUGUGGUCUGCCAAAACUGCAAGCCCAGGAACAUGACAAAUCGACUUUAUUCUUGCCAUCCUUUAUUGAUGAGUUCCCUAAGGCUAAUCAUGUGACUUCUUGGUUUGUCCGCCGCUGUGUCUUCGGUGCCUUUCUCGGAGCAAACCUGACGCCUCUCGAAGAUGGCUUCCAGAAUAUCCUGUCUGGAUUACUAAUCAGCCCAUCACCGCGAACCGCCAACCCAUUAUUUCCGCAGAUCGAAACCCUCAGAAGCGGACCCAGUCUGGAUGGCUUCGAGACAUCGGUUGCAGAUUUAAUGGAUGUGGAACCUGUUGCAGACUCUCUGACAUUAUCGCCUCAGUCUUUCCAAUCGCUGGACAUCAACCAAGAAGUCGGGAACUCUCAAAUCUGGUAUUACGAAAACGAAUUUCGAACGGAAGAUCGAAGUUACUAUGAGUUCUUUACAACCCAAAGGGGAGAGAGCCCACCUGAAAGCGUAGAAGCCGGGAACUCUGAAGUUUUCCAUUACGAAAACAAAUUUCGAACGGAAGAUCGAAGUUACUAUGAGUUUUUUACAACUCCAAGGGGAGAGAGCCCGGUUGAAUCCGUAGCCUGCUGGUCAGUCAAUGAGGAUAGUGCAGCAGAUGAGUCUUUGGAGUUUCAUCUCCAAAAUGAUUGCUUGGAAAGUACACGCUAAAAACCAAACGUGAAGAAAGCGUUGUGUAUUGAAUCGGUUUCAGUGGGCUUUCUUUUUAUUAACUAUCGUUGUAUCGUUGUAUCUGGAAUGCGUAUCGGACUCCGUAUAUAAG
This is a messenger RNA of Aspergillus uvarum CBS 121591, 2426 nucleotides long. RefSeq names its product DUF3723 domain-containing protein. The transcript is spliced from 3 exons. The record is from RefSeq and is a predicted model, not a curated record. Lineage: Eukaryota; Fungi; Ascomycota; Eurotiomycetes; Eurotiales; Aspergillaceae. Bases 98 to 2314 code for a protein of 738 amino acids.